CACAGGAUGAAUGUGUCCCGUCAUGCAGCGCGGCGAGUUCUUCCUCAGUGAGGAGACGCUCUGAUCCGUAAUGGCGGCCGGUUAGAUCCACACAGCGACUCCACAUCCAAACACAGCCGCGCUGACCGCAGCGCUCCGCGGGCACCGAGCUCACACACAGCGGGGGGACGAGCAGAGGGGCACGGAGCGGACACACGGCCUUCACGGGGACGGGAACCGUUCAGCGGGCCGUUGCUGGGACUUUUCUACUUUUCUAAAAAAAAAAAAAAAAAAAAAAAAAAAAAAAAAGAUGGAUGAACACCCCGGCGGAGGAGGGGUGGGAACGGGCGCCCCGAGGCAGCCUCCGCCGCCGCAGCCGGCCAACAGCAGCGGCACAAACCCCCCGAUCGGAGGCGGCGGCGGCGGCGUGAUGGUGCCGCAGCAGGCGGACGACAUGCCGCGGCCGCAGCAGUACACCAUCCCCGGCAUCCUGCACUACAUCCAGCACGAGUGGGCCCGCUUCGAGAUGGAGAGGGCGCACUGGGAGGUGGAGAGGGCCGAGCUCCAGGCCAGGAUAGCGUUCCUGCAGGGGGAGAGGAAAGGUCAGGAGAACCUGAAGAACGACCUGGUUAGAAGAAUAAAAAUGUUAGAAUAUGCAUUAAAGCAGGAGAGAGCAAAAUAUCACAAGUUAAAAUACGGGACAGAGUUAAACCAGGGGGAAGUGAAGAUGCCUAGCUUUGAAUCAGAAGACACCAAAGACUCGGAGGUCUCUGCUGUUCCUGCCAACAGUCAGCUCACCUGGAAACAAGGACGACAACUGCUCCGACAGUACCUGCAGGAGGUGGGCUACACAGACACCAUCCUGGACGUGCGCUCUCAGAGAGUUCGCUCUCUGCUCGGCCUGGCCGGCUCCGAGCAGAACGGAUCUCUGGAGAACAAGAACCUGCAGCACCUGAUCAACGGAACCGACCGCAGGAAGGCCGACACCAAGAGGAGUCCAGGUGAUGUUCUGGAGACGUUCAACUUCCUGGAGAACGCUGAGGACAGCGACGAAGACGAGGAUGAGGAGGGAGACCUGAUGGACGACAUCAGCACCGACAAACACCACCGAGCCAAGAAACACAAGACUAAG
Molecule: messenger RNA, 1111 nt
Organism: Myripristis murdjan (pinecone soldierfish)
Lineage: Eukaryota; Metazoa; Chordata; Actinopteri; Holocentriformes; Holocentridae
Product: striatin-3-like
Exons: 6
Cellular component (GO): dendrite
Molecular function (GO): armadillo repeat domain binding; protein-containing complex binding; protein phosphatase 2A binding
Source: RefSeq, a predicted model, not a curated record